Molecule: messenger RNA, 891 nt
Organism: Clarias gariepinus (North African catfish)
Lineage: Eukaryota; Metazoa; Chordata; Actinopteri; Siluriformes; Clariidae
Product: myeloid cell surface antigen CD33-like
Exons: 5
Coding region: 1-891 (296 amino acids)
Source: RefSeq, a predicted model, not a curated record
AUGAAGACGCUGCACUUGGCUCUGAUUCUGCUCUCGCUGUCCGGUGUUCUCACUCAGGACAGUAGAUGGGGUGUGAAUUAUCCUAAUAAUCUGAUCUGUGCUGUGAGAGGAUUCAGUGUCUCCAUUCCCUGUAGUUAUUAUUAUCCAACAUCAAAUCCCAACAAUCGGGUGACACAAAUGCUUUGGUGCUCAAUGAACUCAAACACAGUUAAGUGUGAAAUACCUCCGUAUGUUUAUAACAGCUCAUCAAAGACCAAGUCAGACUUUGAGUACGUUGGAGACGACAAAUCAAACUGCACUUUGUUAAUCCACAAUGUACAGUUCAGUUAUUCUGGAAAGUACAAAUUCAGAUUUAUAGCUCAUGUGGACAAAUGGACAGGUGAACCUGGAGUUACUUUACAAACUGCAGAUUUAAAGGUGUCACUAAUCAGGCUCAGUGGAAACGGAAACCUUAAACAAGGAGACUCGUUAAAUCUGACGUGUGAUGUGAACUGCACACACAGUUCCUCACGGUUUGUGUGGUCUAAGAACAACGAGCAGUUAAACACAUCAGGACCCGUUCUUCACUUUCCUGCUCUAACCGUGAGGGAUUCUGGGAAAUACACCUGCACUUGGAAAACCAACGAGAUGUCAGGAUCUAAAACCAUCAGCCUUCAGGUCGAGGGUGAAAGGCCUCAAACUGCUUGGCCAAGCUGGAUCGUUGUCAUGGUAACAGCUGUAGUGAUUGUGAUCGUCUCAGUAAUCACAGUCUCUUGGUUUCUGUGUAAGUGCAGGAGUGUACAGACUGAGCAGAGGGACGAUUCUCACACCUACGCUAACGUCAAGCAGGAAAAGGACAAAGCUAAGAUCUGUGCUAAUGUAGAACAGAAGAAGGACAAUAAUGAGAUCUAA